Messenger RNA from Botrytis deweyae, 243 nucleotides. RefSeq lists its product as uncharacterized. The transcript has 2 exons. NCBI's taxonomy places the organism in Eukaryota, Fungi, Ascomycota, Leotiomycetes, Helotiales, Sclerotiniaceae. The coding region runs from base 1 to 243 and encodes 80 amino acids. The record is from RefSeq and is a predicted model, not a curated record.
AUGUAUCUAUUUCCUUCAACCAUCACUGCCGUCCUCGCUUUCUCAACUCUAGUCUUUGCAAUUGAAGGAUCGCUUUCUCAACGCAAAAUCUGUAUCGCCAAAGGUGACGUCUGUCACAAAACGGGCGAAUCAUGCUGUGAUGGAUUCAAAUGUGCGCUUGCGCAUGGGGGGAAGGCGGAUGUGGGGUAUUGUACUGAGAGCGGACUCUUGUUGCAGGAUUAUUACCAGGCGAGUUUACCUUGA